Molecule: messenger RNA, 2682 nt
Organism: Maniola jurtina (meadow brown)
Lineage: Eukaryota; Metazoa; Arthropoda; Insecta; Lepidoptera; Nymphalidae
Product: ribosome biogenesis protein BOP1 homolog
Exons: 15
Coding region: 103-2646 (847 amino acids)
Biological process (GO): ribosome biogenesis; maturation of LSU-rRNA from tricistronic rRNA transcript (SSU-rRNA, 5.8S rRNA, LSU-rRNA)
Cellular component (GO): PeBoW complex; preribosome, large subunit precursor
Molecular function (GO): ribonucleoprotein complex binding; protein binding
Source: RefSeq, a predicted model, not a curated record
ACACCAACGCAGACGAAGUCCUGGCCAUAAGUCAUAACAAAAACACGUGUUUGUAAAUUUAAUAUUUUAAAAAAUGUGUAAAAUUAAGUAAAAGAAUUAAUAAUGCCUCCAUAUAAAGCAGGAUUAUUAAAAAGGAAAGUUGAUUCCAAUAAAUCGGACAAAAACUCUACGGACGACAAAGAAUCAGGCAGUAGUAAUGAAGCUGAGAAUUUAAUUGAAGGCGAGUUGGACGCGCAGGAUGACGCCACGGACUCGGAACACGAAGCAGCCGCUGCUUCAGAUGGUGAAGUAGAUGAAGUAGUAUUUGACGACAGUGCAGUCUCCCUGCUGGAGGACGAGCAGCAAUCCGACCAGUCUUUAGAUGAAUCAUCAGAUUUAACAGAUUCGGAAGAAAAUGACAGUGAUAUUGAAGAUGCUAGUUCAGAAGCAAGCGACAGCAAUAACAGGAUAAGUGACAACCAGGAGGAAGAUGACAGUGGCGCUGAGACUGGCACCGCUCCCUCAGCCGGCUCCAGCGAUGAGUCCUCCAAGAAACCACAGGAUAAAGCAAAAACACAGAGCCCUAAACCAAAGCCAACCCCUAAACAAAAGGCUCAGCAGGUUGACAAGAAGCAGAAAAGGAAGGUUGAUAAGAAGCAGAAGAAGUUGUCCAGUGUAGAUGUACUAGCUAAUAAGAUUAAAGAAACUAAGGUUGCAACUGAACCCGUGCAGCAGAGAGAUGAAUAUGAGUCAGGCGACACGUCUGAUGAGGAGGACAGAGUGAACACGGUGGGCGAGGUGCCCAUGUGGUGGUACAACGAGUACCCGCACGUGGGCUACGACCUGGACGGCCGCCGCCUCAUCAAGCCGCCGCAGAGAGACCACAUCGACGACUUCCUCAAGAAGUGCGAAGACCCGGAGUUCUGGCGCACGGUGCGCGACCCAGCCACGGGGCAGGACGUGGUGCUGUCCAAGGAGGACCUGCAGCUCCUAGAGCGCAUCAGAACUUCGCGAGUGCCCACGGCAGACCACGACGAAUAUGAGCCGUGGGUGGAGUGGUUCUCGCGCGAGGUGCUGGCGACGCCGCUGCGCGCCUUCCCGGAGCACAAGCGCUCCUUCCUGCCGUCGCGCUCCGAGCAGCUGCAGGUGGCCAAGAUCGUGCACGCGCUCAAGAUGGGCUGGACGAAGACGCGCAAGCAGAUCGCGGACGAGAGGAGGAGGAAGAGGGAGCGGAACUUCUACAACUUGUGGGGUUCCAGCGAUCAAGCGGAGUCGUCCAGACCGGGCCCGCGCCACCUGCCCGCGCCGCGCCGCCCCUUGCCCUCGCACGCCGAGAGCUAUAACCCGCCCCCGGAGUAUCUGCUGGACCACAAGGAGAUGAAGGAGUGGGACAAGCUGGCGGAGACGCCGUGGAAGCGCAAGUACACGUUCCUGCCCACCGCGCACAGCUGCCUGCGCGCCGUGCCCGCCUACCCGCGCUUCGUCCGCGAGCGCUUCCUGCGCUGCCUCGACCUCUACCUCGCGCCGCGGGCCAUCAAGAUGCGGUUGACGAUCAGCGCGGAGGACUUGGUGCCGAAGCUGCCGUCGCCGCGCGACCUGCAGCCCUUCCCCACGGCCGAGGUGCAGUGCCUGCGCGGCCACGGCGCGCUGGUGCGCAGCGUGGACUUCGACCCGUCGGGCCAGUACGUCGUGUCGGCGAGCGACGACGGCACCAUCAAAGUGUGGGAGACGAGCACGGGGCGCUGCCUGCGCACCGUGGAGCUGGGCGAGGCGGUGACGGCGGCGGCGUGGACGCCUGUGGCCGGCCUCAGCCUCGUGGCCGUGGCGCUGGGGCGGCGCCUGCUGCUGCUCAACCCGGGCGCGGACAUCGGCGCCGCGCGCGUGGCGCGCCGCACGGACGAGCUGCUGCAGGACGAGCCCAGCCAGCACGACGCCACCAUGGACGAGCGCACGUCGUCCUGCGUGCAGUGGCAGCGCGCCGACGCGGCGCAGUGGGCGCGCGGCGUGCGGCUCGCGCUGGCGCACUUCCGCCCGCUCACGCACGUGUCGUGGCACGCUAAGGGCGACUACCUGUGCGCCACGCUGGCGGACGCGGCGUCGCGCGCCGUGGUGGUGCACCAGCUGUCGCGGCGUCGCAGCCAGCUGCCCUUCCGCCGCGCCAAGGGGCUGGUGCAGUGCGCGCUGUUCCACCCGCACCGGCCGCAGCUGCUGGUGGCCACGCAGCGCGUGGUGCGCGUGUACGACCUGCUCAAGCAGGAGCUGGUGCGCAAGCUGCAGACCGGCGCGCAGUGGAUCAGCGCGCUGGCCGUGCACCCCGCCGGCGACAACCUGCUCGUCUCCUCCUACGACCGGAAACUCAUCUGGUUCGACCUGGAGCUGUCGUCGCGGCCCUACCAGACGCUGCGGCUGCACGGGCGCGCCGUGCGCGCGCUCGCCUUCCACCGCCGCUACCCGCUGUUCGCGUCCGCGGGCGACGACCCCUACCUCGUGGUGUCGCACGGCAUGGUCUACAAUGACCUGCUGCAGAACCCGCUGCUAGUGCCGCUGAAGCAGCUGGCCGGCCCCGAGCGGCGCGGCGAGCUGUGCGUGCUGGGCCUGCGCUGGCACCCCGCGCAGCCCUGGCUGCUGGCCGCCGCCGCCGACCACACGCUGCGGCUGUACGCCUAGGGCAGCACCGCUAACGCACAUAUACCAAUUACAAUA